ACUUCGUGGUCAAUAAGUGGUGUGAGUUUUUUGGAUGGAGAUAAACAUCGACGAAAUAUGUCGGCACCACCAACGGCAUCGAUCAGGAAUCACAGUCCUCGAUCAGCUACGAAUUCGGAAUCCUCUUCAACCGAAGGAAUUUGGGAACCUCUUGCUUUCCGAACAAAUGUCACAUUCCUUAUUGGUUGUCCUCUGGCACUUCUUCUGGCUCAACGAAAAUUUUAUGGCUACGAAGCAGAGCCACUGGAAUGCAGUCAGCUGUACAAUUUGUACUACUCGUUAGAUCCGUGUGGUGCUCGUUUGGAGCCAGUACUGAAUCCUCAGCUCGCGAUGCUUCUACCAGUAAAUGUACCCCGUUAUCGCAACAGUUCUUCAGUUAAUGCACAAACUGACAGGCAAUUUAUUCGUUCAGAAAGUGUGCCACUAUCGAAUUUAUCGAAUGUCGCUUUUAUCCCUUCCGAAAUUGAUCUCGGUCCCGCAAUAUGGAAUAAGAAACGAACGAAAUACAAGGUAUAA
This is a messenger RNA of Gongylonema pulchrum, 516 nucleotides long. The record is from the annotation of a GenBank genome assembly. NCBI's taxonomy places the organism in Eukaryota, Metazoa, Nematoda, Chromadorea, Rhabditida, Gongylonematidae.